Molecule: messenger RNA, 3558 nt
Organism: Uloborus diversus
Lineage: Eukaryota; Metazoa; Arthropoda; Arachnida; Araneae; Uloboridae
Product: zinc finger protein 800-like
Source: RefSeq, a predicted model, not a curated record
AUGCCGAGCGGGCACAAGCAUCAUCCGACUAAAACCGUCGAAAAGAAACACUGCGCUUUCGAGGACUUAGACCACGCCAUUCUACAGGAACCCCUCAACUUGGGAGUCACUGACAUCAAACAGAUCCUGAAAUGCGUCCAAAGUGGUAGCAGGGAAGUGAAGGACCUCAUCCUAAACGAGUGCAGCCUCAUCUACGAGUGCAAGCUGUGCCAAGCCUUGUUCCGCAGCCUGGCCAACUUCAUGUAUCACAAGAGGUGCUACUGCAAGAAGCAUGUGUGCGAGAAGAUGGUGCUCUUCCAGGAUUUCGAUCCAGAAGAGCCCCAGGAUCCAGUCCUGGUUCACCCGGAAGCACCCGAGGAGUUGCCCGAGAAGCAGCCCGAAGCAGAGACUGCUUCCAGCAAAGUCCUACCCAAGAUGAUGGAGUGCACGGUGGAACUGGUCAAGGCGGACGUUCCAGAUCACAUCCCCUUUCCAGAAAGUAGCACAAAGACUCCACCUGCCAUUCCCGAGAAUGUUCCCGAAGCUGAAAGUGUUCCCAAACAGAAAGCUACGGAAAGGAUUUCAAAACAGAAAGCUGCAAAAGUUAUUCCAAAACCAUCCUCCACCACUACGGAAAGUGUUCUGGAAACACCCACCUCUGCUGCAGACAAUGUUCCAGAAGCACCCUCCCCCCUUGCGGAGAAUGUUCCGGAAACAGCUUCCCCCAUUGAGGAGAAUAUCCUAGAAACAGCCUCCCCUGUUGCAGAGAAUGGUCCUGAAAUACAGUCCAUGGUCACAGAGGAGACCCCAAGAACACCUUCCAUGUCUCCGGAAACUCCUACAGAUGUUCCAAAAUGUGCUUCAAAAGGGCCUAAUGCCUCAACAAAAGAACCUCAAGAGCAAGGUGCAAGCAAGGGAAAGAACAAGCCACCCGCCGAGAAGAAAGUGGUCGAACGUAAAAAAGCAGAAUAUUCCAUGGUGUCCCGUAGAACGAGAGACAAGAGUAGUCAACAGAUAUCUAAUGCUCAUAAAUUACCAGUGGAGUCUUCAUCUGAUGAGGAGCCACCAUCCAAGAUGAUAAAGACUGCACCAAAAGAUCCCAAAGAUGACAAACCUGCAUCUGUCAGUGAAAAAAGUAGCAGUACCAUAUCAUCGCCUUCUAAAAAUGACAUACAAGAAACAAACGAGACCCCGAUCAAGUGCACCAUCGCAAAGGGCUCUCUAAGUCCCAGUUUUCCUAAAUUUGUCCUCAAGCCCAUCCCUUGCCAGUCGAAUUCGAUGCUGAAAAAUUCGGAUCGAAAGAAAGCGGAAAAUAUCGCCAUGAAAAAUCUGCAGAACUUUCCCAUGCAGACCAAGCUGGACAACAACAAGUUGGUGAUUGUACUGAAGAAGAAAGAGAGCUCCUCUGGGACUCCCGAGGCCAAGACUCCCCUUGGCAACAAACAGCGCAGCGAGUCUCAAAAGAUCAACGAAUUCCAUCUCACCAGGAGGAAGAGACUGAUGAGUCGCAACGAUUGCAAUGUCCACGAGCUGAAGUGCCUGAUUUGCAAGACGCAGUUCAUGUCCCUGAAGACGCUCUACUUCCACAUGCUGUCGCUCCAUUCGAAAAAGCGCCUGUACUAUCCCUGCCCUUUCUGCAAGACGCUUUUCGUGCAGAUGUAUGGCGUAACUCGCCAUUUGAUCUCAAUCCACAACAAGACCAAGGAGCAGAUCAACAAGCUGAGAGAUGUCAUCAAGAAGAAAAGUGUCUGGAAGAGGGUGGACGAUUCUGACCUGGAUAGCCCAGAAAAGCCCAGGCAGGAGUUGGGCAUAGAAAGCUACCCGCUGAAGCCGGAUGACGAACCGACCAAACCCGAUGAACCGGCCAGACCGAUUGACUCCCAAUUUGAAGUCAGCAGCACAGAGAGUUCUCCGACCAAAACAGUGAUUAAGAUUGGCAAGAACUCUGCCUUGCACGCAUGCUCCAAGUGCAAUAGAGUGUUUGGUAGAAAGUCUUCUCAGGUGAGCCACGAGAAAUUCUGCAUCAUGAAUGCCAUAAAGGUGGACACGGUCGAAAGGAGUCCAAGUCCAACCCCUACUCCUCCCAUCAGGCCGACUGACAUCAUGCCCGUGAUCCAGAGGGAUGAAGUUCCCCUGGCACCCAGUCCAACUCUGGACAGCAUCAGGAUCAGUGCCAGGCCGAAGAGGGGUGCCGAGAAACUCAUGCACAAGGACUUUGUGAACAGCCAGACUCUAAAAUGGCGGUCUGCAAAUAGGAUCGAAACCAAUAACAAGCUGGUGCCCAAGAAGACCAACGGUAAGGGCCUCGAGAAGAAAGUCUUGACCAUAAUGGAUGCAGAGAACUUGUCUUGUACGAAAUGUGAUAAGAAGUUUUCCUCGUUUUCCAACUUGAGGAGGCACAUCGCAAUUCACGUGGGAUGGACUCGCUUCAAAUGCAAACACUGCGACUACCAGGCUUAUAAUAAAUCUCAAUGCUGGGCUCACGUGCAGAAGGCACAUCCGUCUUCCGAUGCAGACAUAGAGAAGUCCAUCGUGCAUUUGAGUGGCGGUAACUCGAGCGGCAAGAAGUCUUCCUCGGAGGAAGAAGAACCACCUCAAAAGAUGAAGCGCAGCUCAGAUACGACAAAGUGGCUUUGCAAGAGUACAAUACCAAAGAUAAAGGUUCCAAAGAAAAAGAAUAGCGGUCCCGCAAAGAGUUCAACCGUGGGUCCCGUCAGCAGUCUGACGCUGGGUCCCGCUAAGGACCCGACUGUGGGUCCCGUGAGAAAUCUGACGCUGGGUCCCGUAAAGAGCCUGACCCUCCCGAAGAAGAGCAUAACGGCAAAGAAAGAAUCUCUGGAGACCAGAAGAGAUAGUCUGGAUGGCAAAAAAGAAAAUCGUGAGAGCAAAAAGGAUGGUAUAGACGGCAGGAAAGAUGCUCGCGAGGGCAAGAAGGAUGUCUCCGACAACAAGAAGGACGCGGGUAGAAAAGAUGGCUUGGACGGCAAGGGUAAGAAAGAUGGCUCGGACGGCAAAAGAGACGUCCGUGAGGCGAAAAAAGAUUUCUCAGAUGGCAAAAAAGAUGCACACGAGAGGAGAGAGAAGAAACCUGCACUGGGUGCCACUUCCAAAAUAUGUGUUCCCGAGUACAAAAAGGAAAUCAAUUACAAGUCGAUGACCACCAGCAAUCCCACGACCAUCAUCCUAUCGAAGAGGAUCCCCACUUCCGCCGUCCAAUCGAUCGUCACGAUCUCCCCCGGCUCGGUUUCUCCCGUCAGGAGCUCUCCGCGGAAGAACGAGAUCAAGUUUCCGGAGAUCAAGCAGUUGCCGAAGCUGCAGGGCCUGGUGACUCGCUCUGCCGGCCCCCCCCAUCCAGCUCAAGCUGCCAAUCAGGUCCGUCGUGGGAGAGAAGGGCGGCAAUCGGAGAAGACCUACGCCAGGAAGGACCGCCUGAUCAGCGAGUGGUUCCCCAAGAAGGAUCUCAACUCCAACAACACCAGGAGGGAGUCUGCUCCGGUGAUCAUAGGGCUGGUCCCGGCUUCUGGUUCUGGACUGACGGUCAGGACGAAGAGUCCGAUCGCUUUCGACGCCAUGCCUUGA